ACGAGCCGGCAGACGCGUCAUGCCAACGACCGCGAGCGCUCCGGAGGACAUCUGUUGAAACCGUCGUAUAUACGCGCGAUUUCACGAGUACGAUUUUUUUUCCUCCCUCCGCAGAUUUUCUUUCCUCUCACUUCCUAUCUCUGUCUCGCUCAUUGUCACUCUCUCUCUCUCUCUUCACCGUCGUUGGAAUUUAUUUUUUUAUUAUUGCCAUUAUCGUUAUUAGUAUCAUUUCUUUUUCUCACGCUUUCGGCGCGAGUCACCCGCUCACCAUCACGAGACGAAAUCCCGUCGCAGCGUAGGUUCCUAAUCUGUCGUCAUUUACACGCUAUAGCGAAUAAAUAUUCAAAAAGAGCACUUUCUCUCACCCCAGCACCCACGUCCCACCGCCGCCGCCCCCCCCAAACAAUAGUAACAUCCUAACGCCACUGCGAAUAUUGCUGCUGCAUUGACACACCGCUGCGCGCGGCCACUCGGCAACAGCGGCGGCAGUGGCGGUGGCGGCCGGCAGGCAGUCAGUCAGUCAGUCAGUCGUUCACACCGCGGGCCGCGUAACCGUCGUGCUCCGCGACCAGUCUCCCGCAACAGUGAAUAAAAUCGCACGUAAACGCCGUCCGGUCGCAGCCGCCGCCGUCGCCGCCGCGAUCUUCGGAUCACCGUCCCGCGGUCAUAACAGCGGUCGCGAUAUGCUGUUAAACCGAAGAUUGCAGCUGGGCGGCGGCCUGUUGGCGCUGGGCGUUGUGGCGCUGUUUGCGGCACACCCGCCGCCGGUCAGGGGCGGUAGCUCGCACAACCUGGAGAGCCACCAGUACAAGGACUCCAGGAAGUGUUUGUUGCACCUGACGGCCAGGACGCUGGGUUGUGGCGGCGGCGGCGGAGCUGGCGGUGGUGGUGGCGGUGGAGGUGGAGGUGGCGGCGGCGUCAAGCGGACAAUCGUGACGACCAUCAAACGUCGGCUGGACAAACGCCAACGUGGUGGUAACGAAGACGACGACAACGAUUUGGAUCAGAACAAUAACAAUUUCGAUUACAAUUACGAUGACGACGACGGCGGUGGCGGCGGCGGCGACGGCGGCGACGGUGCCGACUCCCGACAGACGUUUUACGAACCGCCGCUGAUCACCGACCCGAGGGACAGGAUGUUGCCCGUCAUCUACAGCCCGAGGCCCAUGUACGCGCCGCCACGCCAUCAGCAGCAACAGCCGCAGCAACAGCAGCAACCGUACAACAGGUACGACGACCAAGGCGUCGCCCCGAUCAGCCCGUUCGAGGUGCCCAUCAUCAUCGGUAGUUAUCAAAACGUCGACGUAAAAUUGAAUCCAGAAAUGAUCCCAGAGUGUCCGCCCACCGAAGAUGGAUUCGAACGGUUUGCUUGUCCCACUCCAGACAAGGAAGGACGGUUCAGGUGCAUAGACGAUCACGUCCUGUGUGACGGAUACAUUGACUGUCCAAAUGGCGACGAUGAAGACAGAAAAAAUUGUUUCUUCUUCAAAACAACUAAAGCUCAUCUGGACAUACUGGCAGACGCUCUUCUUCGAUGGGCAAGAGGACGCUAAUCCAAAAUGUAAUUUAAAAUAAUAUCAUGAUAAAACGCCUACGACAAUUUAAAUUCAAAAACCAUAAUUCAACAAAAUAACUCUUCUUCUAUGUAGGUUUGAUUGAAAAAUAAUAUUUUCCCCAGAAACUUGUUUAAGGUACUUAUAAAAAUUGUUCGCAUUACAUGCGCGCAAACAAAAAUAAUUUACAGGAUAAAAAUACGGAGGCCUGGCAUACGAAACGCUUUUUGGCGUACUACUACUGAUGUUACACCGGUAAACAUUUCAAAAGUCUAUUAAAUUAUAUUAACCACGUUUUCCUCUUUUUUGUGCUCAUAACAUUAUGAUUUCAUUUUAAUACUACCAAGUUCCUACAAUAGUUGUUGUUACCAAGCAUGUGUCAUGUUGAUGUAUUUUCGUACGGGUUGUAUAUUAAUUUAUUGGUUUUUUUUUAACUCUAUCUGUGGUCAAUCAGAUCUGUGAAUGAGAUCGCAAUAAAUCAUUGUGUGUUUAUUUUAAUCGUGAAUAAUAGAACUUGUAAAUAUUAUUAUUACUUAAUACUAUUACUAUUAUUAUUAUAAUUAUUAUUAUUACUACCUACUACUAUUAUUAUACUAUUAAUUUUAUUAUAUUUAUUACUACAUUUUAUUGUUCAACCUAUGCUUCCGCAUGUGUUUUAUUGUUUCCACGGCCUUUUUUUUAGAUAAUAAUACACUAUAAAUGAGUUUUAAAAAAAGGAUUCAAAAUAUUCGUUUUUAUUAAAAUUAUACACGACAUUUUAUUAAAACUAUACACGACUUUUUAUGAAAAAAAAAAACAAACCUUACAACACUUCUAUGUUUAUUAUUAUCAUUUGUAUUUAUUUACCCCGACAUUGCAUGUGCCUGUUCUACCCGAGUUUGUGUUUAACCCUAAUUUACCAUAAAUAUCACAUCACCUAAAUCCUAUUUAUUAUACUUUGACGGUACUAUAUAGCUUUGGAUGUUUCUUAAAUACACGCAGGGAUGGACAAACUAAAAACACAAGGUACAUACCUACCUGUAUGCAUUUUUAAUGAACUAUAGCAAAUUUAUGAUAAUCCUCGUGAAAUGAUUAGUGCCCAUCCCUGUAGUGUAGGUAUGUGUAUGAUAUUCAACCUAUUUAAAUAGAAUGAGACAUGCAGUUUGCACAAUUUUACAUAGUGAUGAAGACAACGUCGUAAAGGUAAGUAAUCUGUAAUUUAUUCGACAAUUACAUUACGUUUUAGUAUUUUAAUGUUCUGGUGUGCAUCGUUAUUCGUUGUUUGUGUCUCUCAAGCGAAACACGCCAACAAUACAAAGUUUUUCUUUAUGAGAAUCAUAUAGGUGCAUGUUAGUAGUAUCUGAGCUACAAUUACAUUUUACAUUAAGAUUUUAAAAUAUAUAAAAUAAUAAUAAUAAUAAUAGUACGUCAUAAACAUAAUGAGUGUAAUACUCUGAAAUAAUCAUAGAUUUUUGAGUUAAACUGAUAAAAAAUUGCACUAAUUAAAAACACAUCUGAGUGCAUAUCCUUUACAAAUUCUAUUUGAUCCUCUGGCGCACAUUCAUUACAUAACAUUAUAGUCAAUCCCAUAAUACUACUUUUAUACUUCGUUUAAUUCUUCAUAAUAUCAUACAUUAUUUAUCAUCUGUACCUACUAACAUUUAACGAGAUUAAAAUAUUACCUCUUCACUACACAUUUCUCUAUCCUCCGUAUUUAAAAAAUCAGUGAGCUGACAUCGUUUCAUUAUAAUAAGCACAUUAGUACUAAACUCUUUUUCUCAUUUAACCAUGUCAAUAGUAUAGUUAAAAAUCAAAUUACCUACUUGAAAGUUAUUAGUUUUCUCUAUACAUAAACGAAUAUUAACAAACGUAGGUACUUAAUAGUUAAUAUAUAUUUUAACAGAACACACAUAAUAUUAUAUUAUAAAAUAUUUUAUAAAACUAUUUUAUAUACUAUUAUGAUAUGUAAUUAUUAGAUACCUAAUAUAUAUAUAAUAUGUGUAUUGUGUGUACCUAUACAUAAUUAUAUUAUUUUAAAUCUGGCACCUUAUAAUCAUAAGUACUUAUUUUAUAUUUAUGGAGAGGGUAUUAAGUAAGGCUUAACGUGACAAAUAUACCAAUUAAAAAUAUGUUAUUUUUAAAAUUAAAAUGUAUAUGACUUAACAACCCACAGAACCAAAUUACAGUAAACAUUAACGUUGUUGAAUCCAAAAACCACACACUUAACUAAAAUAAAAUAAAAGACAAAUAGCACCUUUUUUGAGAUUGUUGUAUCCGUAAACCGUUAAUUGUGUAAUUACUUAACAAUGUAUAUAUUUUUUAAUAUAAAAUAUAUUAUUUGUAGAUUUAUUUAAAUGAAAAAAAAAUAUUAAAUAAAUUGCCAUCAGCCAAGUUCUCAUCAUAAAAGUUAAAUUAGAAUUCUAUAAAAAUUGUUUACAUGUUACAAUAAGAAUAAUUUCAACUUAUUUAUAAACGUCAGAAAUUGUUUCAUUUUGAGUGGUAGAAUAUCAUAAUUUAAAAUAAAAUGUAGUGCUUUUAUCAGACCUUUUGGUAAACUUUGAAAAAGUUUUCGACGUUCAGAAUACAUCUAACCUGUAGAUAAAAAAAAUAGUGUGCGGUAUUUUGCUAUACAAUGAGCCGAUAGAGUGUGUGGUUUUUGUCAAUCGACAUUUUAGGAGUGAACGUCGUAAGUGUACGGUUUUUUGAUGAAACUAUUAGCGUAUUAGAUCACAAACGGUAUUUAUUAUAGUCUUGAUCGAACAGUUAUUUUCGUGAAAUCAGUACGAAUAUUUUAAUAUUUACUUGUCAUUAAUUUAAUUCUAUCAACAUUUUAUUUUUAAUGAAAUUAAUAGGUGUAUUACAAUGUUGUGAAACGUAUUUCGGUAUUUUAUAGUGUACAAGAAUGUCAGAUUGUGUGUGACCUAACUCAUUCAAUAUGUUUAUAAAUCCUAUCCCAAUCAAGUAGAUAAACUGCUCACUAUACGUCUAUACAACUCAAUGACGUCAUGAUACACGAUUAUUUCGUCGAGGAAAUUGAUACAGCACUUAGUGUGUACUAAUUCCUACUUAAGUACAUAUUAACUUUGGUCACUCCGGUUUUAUUUAAGUUAAGCCCUUACCCCCCCCUCCCCCACACACACACACAAUAACGUCAAAUCACUGAGCUAUACGUGUGAUCGGGUGGGUGUAAUUAAAUGCUUUGCCCUUAAGUUUAAGAUAUUCUUACCACGCAACUGCAUAGUGAGUACGGCGACGUGACACUACGAAAAUUAGUGGACGUUGUAGGUACGUCAAAGUUUAGUAACGAUAUUUUAUAGUACUAUUAUUAUUGAUAAUAUUAUUUUGAUAGAUUUGCAUAAUAUCAAUAAAAGCCAAAACCAAUGCUUUGGGAAUGCGCAUAGAUGGCACGAGAGAAUAUUAUUUUAUACUCCGGUCGAUUUUGAUUGUUAUCCGACGAUAAAUUCAGAUUUAUUUUAGAAAACCCUUUUUAAUCAAAAAUUCAUUACGAGUAUAAUAUACAGUUAAAACUGGUAGUAAACAUUAUUAUAAAUUGUUAUUACUCGUAUUUACACUCAUUUUAUUCAAAUUAAAGUAAAUUUAUUAUCACAGAUACUUAGAAUUUUGAUGUAACAUACCACACUUUAUAGACUCCAUAGUUAUUAAUAAUAAAUCAUUUCGGAAAAAUGUACAAGUUCUCGACAAUUUUUUUUUUUAACGGAAAGGCUGUUAAAGUGAUUUCGUCCAGAAUUGUUUUUAACGUGUGACAAUAAUGGCUUUUAAAUUUAACAAUAUAUUUCUAACCCAUUUGUUCCAACGACGAGCAUACUAACUAAACUGUAUAGCUAUAUAUAACUCACAUAAUAUCAUACUAAAAAUGUGUAAGUACAUUAUUAUUUAUAAUAAUUACGUAUGUUUUUUAUUUUUAUUAUUUUUUGAAUGGAAAUGCCAUAAUUUAUUUUUAUAUAGAUCUUCAAAAUAAACGUAAAAUAAAAUCACUUCUCAAAUUCCAAUUCCCAUUUAUCGUCCCCAAUAUUUAAAUACAUCUAUUAAACAUGCAAGUAAUAAUUAAACCGGUGGCGUGAAUUUUUAACUUUUUGAGUGUACCUACUACUUAUAUAUAAACUUAGAUGUCUUAGUAGUUAGUAUUUAAGCAAGCCCACAAUACCGUAGAAACUUUUCACCGUAGGUAACAUUCUCAAAACAAAAUAUUCUCGAUUCACCAUUUUGUCUUCAUAUAACUUACAGACCAUAACAUAUAAUUUACAGAAGAUUUAAAAAAGCUCAAAUAGUAAAUUUUCAGUUUGAAAUAUUUUCCUAUUUAAGUGACUGAUCAGAUUCUACCAUUAAUAUGAAUAAAAAUCAUCCAAUCGACGACUAAAUUAAUUUAAACGUUUUAUGAAUUGUUAGACGUUUUUCGUGUUAUUAAAAAUAUAAAUUAAUUCUAUCCUCGUUAUUCUUUUUAAUCAUUUCAGAAGUGCUUCGAUAAUUGAUACUUGGAAAAUUAUGGUUAUAAUUCUGACGUACUCUCUGCCGUGUCUUUUUUUUUUGUAAUUAGUUUAAAUAUAUAUUAAACGUACUUUAUUAUCCAAGACAUUUAUAAAUUUUCCCUAUAAAUAUUAAAUUCCAAUUCCUGAACACUUCGUCACGGGUUUAAGGUAGUUUAACAUUAUGUAUUUAAAAUAAAAUAAUUAUAUUCUAAUAUGCGCAGAUAAAAUAAUA
Metopolophium dirhodum (rose-grain aphid) is the source of this 6251-nucleotide messenger RNA. RefSeq lists its product as uncharacterized. The transcript is spliced from 4 exons. NCBI's taxonomy places the organism in Eukaryota, Metazoa, Arthropoda, Insecta, Hemiptera, Aphididae. Gene Ontology annotation, biological process: positive regulation of MAPK cascade. Bases 684 to 1553 code for a protein of 289 amino acids. The record is from RefSeq and is a predicted model, not a curated record. Gene Ontology annotation, cellular component: terminal bouton. Gene Ontology annotation, molecular function: transmembrane receptor protein tyrosine kinase activator activity; protein binding.